Molecule: messenger RNA, 1560 nt
Organism: Misgurnus anguillicaudatus (oriental weatherfish)
Lineage: Eukaryota; Metazoa; Chordata; Actinopteri; Cypriniformes; Cobitidae
Source: RefSeq, a predicted model, not a curated record
UGUGAGAAACAUGAGAGACCUCUGGAGCUCUUCUGUAGAGAUGAUCAGACAUGUGUUUGUGUGUUUUGUACUGAUGGAGAUCACAAGAAUCACAACACUGUUCCUCUGGAGGAGGAGAGUAAAGAGAAGAAGACUCAACUGAUGAAGACACAGACAGACAUUCAGCAGAUGAUCCAGAAGAGAAUCAAGAAGAUUCAAGACAUCAAACACUCAGCAGAACUCAGAAAAAGAAGCAGAGAGCAGGAGAAAGCAGCGAGUGUUGAGGUCUUCAGUGAUCUGAUCAGAUUCAUUGAGAGAUGUCAGACUGAGCUGCUGGAGAUGAUGGAGGAGGAACAGAAAGCAGAAGAGAAACAGGAUGAAGAUCUCAUUAAAGAUCUGGAGCAGGAGAUCACUGAGCUGAAGCUGAGAGACAGUGAGCUGGAGAAGAUCACACAAGAUCAUCUUCAUCUCAUACAGAUUGACUCAUCAUCCCUUUACAGACCUCCAGACAUGAAGAACUGGUCUGAGAUCAGUAUGAAGACUCAUGUGAGUGUGGAGACUCUGAGGAGAGCUCUGAUUCAACUACAGGAGACUCUCAAUGAAAAGCUCACUCAAACUGUGUUGAUGAAGAUGCAGCAGUAUGCAGUGGAUGUGACUCUGGAUUCUGAUACAGCUCAUCCAAAACUUGUCCUAUCUGAAGAUGGUAAACAAGUGAGAACUGGAGACAAUGAGCAAAAACUCCCAGAUAAUCCAGAGAGAUUUGAUUAUUGCCACUGUGUCCUGGGAAAAGAAGGAUUCACCUCAGGGAGAUUUUAUUUUGAGGUUCAGGUAAAAGGAAAGACUAACUGGGAUGUAGGAGUGGCCAGUGAAUCUAUUAACAGAAAGGGAAGAAUCACAGCGACUCCUCAGGAUGGACACUGGGUUGUGGUUUUAAGAGAUAAGAGGGAUUAUUCAGCCUUUGCCGGACCCCCUGUCUUGCUGUCUCUGAGGUUGAGUCCACAGAAGGUCGGGGUGUUUGUGGAUUAUGAGGAGGGUUUGGUUUGUUUUUAUGAUGUAGAGUCCGGGUCUCAUAUCUACUCUUAUACUGCUCAAACUUUCACUCAAAAACUUUUUCCAAUAUUUAGUCCAUGUCUUAAUGAUAAAGGUAAAAAUGUAGCACCACUGAUAAUCUCACCUGUUCAUUACAACAAAUGAAUUUAAAAUCAGUGUUACAUGUUCAUCUGUGUGUUUUUGAGAUUAAAGCGUCAAAGUACUGAAGGCAUGACCAUAAAAAUGUCAAAAAAAUCUAAUCAUUUAAUCUGUUGCUGUAAAUGACAGAUUAAAAACUAAGCUUUAAAUAUCCAUUAAUAUCCAUUAAUUUCAGGAAACUCUUUUCUAUCAUCAGAAAGUGAAAACAGAUCAUAAUAUUAAAUCGCACGAGCGACAUUCGGGUCAGUGCAAGGCAAGACAUAAUUGUGACUUUAGUCCGGUUUUUCUUUCGGUGCAGAUAUUUUCCAUGUCAUCUCUGAAAUUGCAGGAACAUCUUAUUUGUUUUAGCUCAACUUCUGACAAGAUAAAGCUUUUAAAUACAAUAAAACUGCU